Messenger RNA from Ciona intestinalis (vase tunicate), 1107 nucleotides. Lineage: Eukaryota; Metazoa; Chordata; Ascidiacea; Phlebobranchia; Cionidae. The record is from RefSeq and is a predicted model, not a curated record.
CAAUGUUGUUUAUUUUUUAACAUUGAAGAGAACGUAUAAAAGUGCUUACAAAAUUUUAUAAAGGGCCAACCGUCGCAGACGUCGCCUAAGGAUAUAAAAGUGUGAACAAUUUGCACUGAGAACAUUUUCCAGUUUUAUUUCUGCGAAUAAUUGAUUUUGAUUCUAGAGAUGACGAUGAAUUUCCUAUCGACCGUUUUCUUCGUCGUUGUUGUUCUUUGGCAAUCAACAAGCGAAGCAAGGCGUCGCUGCUAUGGAGUUGGUAAACUUGGCGGACCUUUGGCUAGAGUUCGUUCGAUAAAUUCAACCAACAUCGGUUACUUCGAAGGAUGUGAAGUGGUAAAGGGAACCAUGAUUUUUAGACACUAUGCAUUCAGAAGUGAUCCACGCACAAACACCCCUGCCAUGAAUGCUUCGCAGUUACAAGCUUUGAACUCCAUUAAAGUCAUAACCGGUUUCUUGUUUAUAAACGCUUGGGCAGAAGAUGUGACCAACUUCUCUGCUUUUAAAAACUUGAAGAAAAUAAAGGGCAAAUAUUUGUAUAAUAGGGUUGGCGCUGUUGUCAUACAAGGAUUUACCAAUUAUAACAGAAACAAUACCCUGAUACAGAUUGAAUCACUUGGGUUCGGUUCUCUAAAGUCAAUAGACAACGGGAACGUGUAUAUUAGCCAAAUGGUGAAUUUGUGUUACGACCAAACCGUCAACUGGCUAUCUGUAGUGAAGAAUCCGAUUCAAUACAGUGGUAUUCGCAAUGGAGUUCUGUCUUGGGCAAACAAACCGAGAAAUAUGUGUAACUUACAACUUCUAUGUAGCGAAUGUAAUACUCAAUACUGCUGGGGCCCGGGACCCGACUUCUGCAUGUAAAAAUCGAACAUGGAUUGAAACAGACACCGGCGCCGGGCUUGCAAAAUGUUGUUAAUAUAACCACAUAAACAUACAUUAAAGUAUAAACAUGUAUAGCUUACUAACGCAACUGUAAACUUGUACCGAUAACAUAUAUACAUGUAACUGAUGGGUAACCUUGGUGGUCUAUUUGUCAGUUUCAGUAAAACCUUUUUGUUAAUGUAUCUUGGUCAAAUCAUUUUAUAAUGGGCGUGUCAAUAAAUAGGA